CCACAAGUUCCAGGUCACUGCCUCGUGUGUGUUUUUAGGGCUAGUAUAUGAGAUGGGUACGAACAGUGAUGAACUAUGUACGGAUGAAGUACUAAUGGUUACGAACUAUCACAGAGGGAGUACGAAUGGUUACGAACUAGCACAGAGGGAGUACGAAUGGUUACGGACUAUACACGGAUAGAGUACGAAUGGUUUCGGCCUAUGUAAGGAUAGAGUACGAAUGAUUACGAUUUACGAAUUAUGUACGGAUAGAGCACGAACGUUUACCGACUAUGCACGAUAGAGUCGAAUGGUUAAAAACUUUCUUCGGAUAGAGCACGAAUGGUUACCGACUAUGCACGAUAGAGUCGAAUGGUUAAAAACUUUCUCCUGAUAGAGCACGAAUGGUUACCGACUAUGCAAGAUAGAGUCGAAUGGUUAAGAACUAUGUACGGAGAUAGAGCACGAAUGGUUACCGACUAUGCACGAUAGAGUCGAAUGGUUAAGAACUAUGUACGGAUAGAGCACGAAUGGUUACCGACUAUACACGGAUAGAGUCGAAUGGUUAAGAACUAUGUACGGAUAGAGCACGAAUGGUUACCGACUAUACACGGAUAGAGUCGAAUGGUUAAGAACUAUGUACGGAUAGAGCACGAAUGUCGGUUGCAUGUACAUGUACGAAUAGUGUACGAAUGGUUACCGACUAUGCUCGAUACAGUCAAUGGUUACGAACUCUGUAAGGAUAGUGAAAAAUGCAUACUAACUGAUUGCAUGAGCUAGGCUGGCUUUGUUCGCGGUUGCACACAACCUCAAGCUGUGGUCAUGCCGUGAGCUCUUAUUGAAAUAUCCAGCACCACAGGGGUUCCGAAACUCCUGUUAUGUUGAUAUCACUGCUAAUUUGAAAACCUAGUAAAGCUGGUCUUUUCUUGUGUUAUUGCUCUUCGCCUCAUGGUUAACGCCGACUCAAAUUGACCAGCUACAAUGGGACAGAAGUUUCGGCGCAUGCGUAAUGCCGAUCAACGUUACGUGGCUCACAGAGCCCCCUCCAAGGGCCCAGCACGUAAUCCCGAAGCAUACCCGAGCCCCUCCGUUUCGAGGCGCCAGUAGAAAUAGGUUCCUGAGUUGCAGCACAAUGUCCGUGAAGCCGAAAGAGUUUGACGAAAAGCGACAACAGAUCCGUGAGGUUUACGGAAGAGCACUGCUCGAAAAGAAGGAGCGGAAACCUAAAGAGGUUACUUUCGUGACAAAGGUUCAAAUAAAAUCCAAAAAAAGUACAACAGCGGGUUCAAGGGCUGAAAGUUAUAAAGACAUUAAGGAAGAAGAUGACGAUGACAAGGAAGAAACCGAAUCGAUAGAAAAUACACAUAGCGACUUCCAUUCAGAACCGUCAUUGAGAGACUCGAAGAGAGACGAAUCCCCAUUUUUCCCUUUCCUUUUCCCAGAAAAAUCUUACACGGGCGAGGAACCAAUCGAAUUGCUUUGGGCUGGGGAUAACACAAUCGCGGAGUUUGAUGAAAGAGAGGAAGUAAAGGGCCUAGUACGAGCUUUGUCCCGCAGACUUCGCGGGACGGAUGGCCGAUCCCGCGCGUACCAAAAACUGACCGCCGCUUAUUCGCGACCAACGAAAGGCGAGCUGAGUUUGAACGAAAAAGGACCAGUGCCUAUAAUACCAGUGAUAACAAAUGAGAAACAUAAGCAGAAAAAACUUCCUCAACAACCCAAGCAAUAUUAUGUGGGUCACAGCAAGCAUCGUACGCGCUCAUGGUCUCUGCCAGAAAAUAUGCGCAAGAUUGUAGAGAUCCCCUCGGUCAACCUUGAGGAAAUUACGCGAGUGGUCCCGCGACCCUCGAGCCUUCCCGCUACUGUAAACCCAACAUCAGUACACGGCUGGAUACUGACGAGCUCAGCCCAGCUCCCCUCGAGUUCGAACCCAAACAGAAGGGAGAAUUUUAACGAGUUUAUGACACACCGAUGCAGAUUAAGGUCUCGAGAGGAAAAACGCAGCAAGAGCUGUUUUCCCAAUGUAAAAAUUACUCUCCCACAAGGAAAGCCGAUAAAAAUCAAAGUAGACACGAAUAACAGGCUAGGAAAGGGGGAAUUCGAGUCCCCCGUUCCACCAUGCUCUCCCACAGAAUCAGACGACGGUAGUACAAAGGGCGCUGAUGCAUCAUAGUCCCUGGUGUUGUUCGGGGUUCCUGUGGUUAACGUGCGGAAAGAUUGACAGGAAAAA
Molecule: messenger RNA, 2209 nt
Organism: Nematostella vectensis (starlet sea anemone)
Lineage: Eukaryota; Metazoa; Cnidaria; Anthozoa; Actiniaria; Edwardsiidae
Exons: 2
Coding region: 989-2152 (387 amino acids)
Source: RefSeq, a predicted model, not a curated record